Molecule: messenger RNA, 8374 nt
Organism: Labeo rohita (rohu)
Lineage: Eukaryota; Metazoa; Chordata; Actinopteri; Cypriniformes; Cyprinidae
Gene: adarb1b
Product: adenosine deaminase RNA specific B1b
Exons: 14
Coding region: 379-2538 (719 amino acids)
Biological process (GO): adenosine to inosine editing; RNA processing
Cellular component (GO): cytoplasm; nucleolus
Molecular function (GO): tRNA-specific adenosine deaminase activity; double-stranded RNA binding; double-stranded RNA adenosine deaminase activity
Source: RefSeq, a predicted model, not a curated record
GCUACCGACGGGCGACCCCGCGAGAGUAUUCUAGGCCGCUCGUGUGAUCAAACAGAUCCACUCCGUUCCCGGGAACAUCAUCGAGAUUAGAGGUGGGCUCUCAACUUUAUUCCAAUGGCGGACGGGGGUCUUUUGAAUCUGUAUUGAGCUGCCUAUCGCCGCGUUCACAGUUCACACCCGUUCAUUUGGAUGUCAUCACAAGUUAUGAUUUCUGAGUGGGUGAUUUGUUGACUUUGAAGAAGUGGAGACUCACAGCGGGACGAUCUUGUUCAAGGCUGUAAGAGAUUGGAGCAACAUCCACUGCUUUAUAAUAGCAGGCUUGGUGAUCAAGCGAUAGAGCUACUCUGACGCCCAGUGGAAACCGAGUUUUUUCUCUAAAUGAAUCCAGGUGUGGCCGGUGCUCAGCAAGCGCAGGGCCAGUCGAGGCGUUUCACCACCAUGGAUGUUGAUGAGGAGGAGAACAUGAGUUCAUGCAGCACCGACGUAAAGGAAAACCGCAACCUGGACAACGUCUCUUCUAAGGAGGGAGCUGGCCUGGUGGAGCAGCUCCCCAACGGUAGUGGAGGAGGGGGUCGCAAGCGGCCCCUGGAGGAGGGCAACAAUGGCCACGCGCACUCCAAAUUCAGACCCAAGAAGCGUAAGAAAACGCCAGGGCCGGUUCUGCCCAAGAACGCCCUGAUGCAGCUGAAUGAGAUCAAACCGGGUUUGCAGUACAAGCUGCUCUCGCAGACCGGCCCUGUCCACGCGCCAGUCUUCGUCAUGACCGUUGAGGUCAACGGUCAGUUGUUCGAGGGCUCCGGGCCUACGAAGAAAAAAGCCAAGCUGAACGCCGCAGAGAAGGCCCUUCGUUCCUUCGUGCAGUUUCCGAAUGCAUCCGAGGCUCACCUGGCCAUGGGCCGUACGCUCACCGUCAACACGGAUUUCACCUCCGACCAGGCUGACUUCCCUGACAUGCUCUUCAACGGGUUUGAGACGCCGGCACCGUCCGAGGAAACGUUUUUUCUGGGCUCCAACGGCAACGGCUCCUUAAAACCGCUGGGAGAGUAUCCCGUGCCCCAGGCGCCAGGUACGAACAGCCUCGUGCAGGCGCCGCUGCCGCCGCCCUCCUCCUUCACCUCCUCGACCAGCGGCAAAAACCCCGUCAUGAUUCUCAACGAGCUGCGGCCGGGCCUCAAAUAUGAGUUUGUGUCAGAGAGCGGAGAGAGCCACGCUAAGAACUUUGUGAUGUCCGUGACCGUGGAUUCGCAGACGUUCGAGGGCUCGGGGCGUAAUAAGAAACUCGCAAAAGCCCGGGCUGCUCAAGCGGCUUUGUCGGCGCUCUUCAACAUGCAACUGGACCAGACCCCGUCCCGCCAGCCCAUCCCGAGAGAGGGGCUACAGCUGCACCUACCACAGGUUCUUGCAGAUGCUGUUUCUCGUCUGGUAGUGGACAAAUUCAGCGAGCUCACUGACAACUUCACGUCUCCACACGCACGACGGAAAGUUCUGGCUGGUGUUGUCAUGACAACAGGCACUGAUGUCAAGGACGCUCAGGUCAUCUGCGUCUCCACGGGAACCAAGUGUAUAAAUGGCGAGUAUAUGAGCGACCGUGGCCUGGCGCUCAACGACUGUCACGCUGAAAUCAUUGCUCGGCGCUCCCUGAUCAGGUAUCUCUACAUGCAGCUGGAGUACUUCUUAAGUAACAACAAAGAGGAGCACCAAAAGUCCAUAUUCACGCAGUGUGACAAACGUGGCUACCGGCUGAAAGACAACGUCCAGUUUCAUCUUUACAUCAGCACAUCACCCUGCGGGGACGCUCGCAUCUUCUCUCCUCACGAGGCGGGCGUAGAGGACCAGGGAGACAGACACCCAAACAGGAAGGCAAGGGGCCAACUGAGGACCAAGAUUGAGUCUGGAGAAGGAACCAUCCCGGUGCGCUCCAGUAACACCAUACAGACGUGGGACGGAGUCCUGCAGGGCGAGCGGCUGCUUACCAUGUCAUGCAGUGACAAAAUCGCAAGGUGGAACGUGGUGGGCGUCCAGGGCUCUCUGAUGAGCUACUUCACUGAGCCCAUUUACUUCUCCAGCAUCAUCCUGGGCAGCCUGUAUCACGCUGAUCAUCUCUCCCGAGCCAUGUACCAGCGGAUCGCUGACAUCGAAGACCUGCCCCAGCAAUUCUCUCUCAACCGCCCCCUGCUCAGCGGAAUCAGUAACGCUGAGGCCCGGCAGCCGGGAAAGGCUCCUAACUUCAGUGUGAACUGGACGGUGGGAGAUCAGGCUCUAGAAGUCAUUAACGCCACCACAGGCAAGGAUGACAUGGGCAGACCCUCACGUCUCUGUAAGCACGCCCUGUACAGCCGCUGGGUGCGACUACACUCUAAGCUUUCACCAACUCUGCGAAUCAAAGUGCUCAAGCCCAGCUCGUACCACGAAGCCAAACAAGCAGCGGUGGAGUACCAUACGGCCAAGCAAACGCUCAUCAAGGCCUUUCACAAAGCGGGCCUGGGCGCCUGGGUGAAAAAACCCAUAGAACAGGACCAGUUCUCGCUGAACUCUUGAAGAGGGAUCAUAAAAAGACCAGGACAUGACAACAACCAGCUGUUAAUACUUCACUUGAUGUUCGGGGAUGUGUGUGUGUGUGUGUGCGUGUGUAUGAUGCUGUUUGUUCUCAGACAAACCAAGAGCCCUUUAGUGUCUGUCAUUUUGCUCUCUUUGUGUGAAUCAUGAAUCUCUGCCUUUUUAAUUUGUAAUGUAAAAGCAGAUUGUCAUUUAACGUAUGUUUGUUUCGAAGUUAGCGGCAUUCAGCAGAUAACAGGACGUAAUGUUAUUUGUAACUGGAAAAGUUGUUCUUUUAAAAACAUUUUUUACGAGAGAGGGUUGUUCUGACAAAAACUUGAUGCUGCGAGCGUGCACGUUACGUGGCUUCAGGUCGACCACAAAGGGUCUGAAGGUUUCCUGGUCCAGCCUACCCAAAUGCUGGCUCACCUUUUUGAGCAUGAUUCUCCUUGAUAUGCAAAACAUAAGCAUAUUUCUAUUUUUUAUUCCGCUCCCUCCGGAUUUUAGUAGGGGAAGAAAUUGUGUCACGUAGAUCAUAACAAUUAAGCAUGGUCCCUUUAGAUAGACAAACUUAUUUUGUCAGGACUUUAGUGUAGAAUUAGCGUACGCCGUCUUUCUAGAUAAAAUAGAUUUCAGAUUUUAAUUUGACCUCGGAGGGAAACUAGGAUUUUUUUGCAUACGGUUUUUCGAGAGCUACGUAAGCGGUGUUCCCAAACACUUGUUUGAAUUGGAAAAUUGGACCUUUUUUAUGGAUGCAACCAAAGUGCAUUGAUGUUAUUAAACGAUGUUUCGUGGCUGUUGAAAUUUCUCAGAGGUCUUAAGUGCAUGUGCGAAUUACAUAAGGCUCAUUCUGGGUUAAACACUGGCCUGUAAUGGACUAUUUUAGAAGCCCUACUUUUUUGGUGUCUACUUUGUAUUGACUUUAAGCUGCAUGGAGCCCAUUGGAUCACUCAAACCAAACGGCAGAUUUCCCAGCGAAUCAAAUCUACUAACGUGUUCGAGUUACACUCGUGUUAAAGGAACAGUUUAUCCAAAUAUGAAAAUCCCAAGCUCCAUAUGACUUCCAAAUGGUCUAAAACUGGAUGAACUUUUCCUUCAACAUUCAUGCUGCAUUUAGUCAUUGCAGGUUUGAGAGCAGGGCAUUGUGGGAGUUUAUUCAAGAUGGCGGAAUGGUCUAUAAAAUGCACGUUUAUUAUUGACAAAAGCCAUCUCUGCAUGCGGAAGUGAAGGUUUUGCAGGGGCGACUCUGACUUUCACUUUAUCCUUGCGUCUCGUUUGAGGAUUUUUUAUUUCCUGCAUAGACCCGAAUGCCUACAUUCCUCCUCAGAGGCGCUUCUGUAAGACCGAAUUCAGCCGUGUCCUUGAGGAUGAGGUUUCCCCUCUGUAGGAAGGUCUGAUCCAGGAGCUCGGCGCUCUUUGAUUUAUGACUUAUCCAGUGCAGCAUGUUUGACUGGUAAGGUUAUAGAGAGCUACGAAGCAGAAGUAUUUCUGCACCGAUCAUUCAUUUUUAAAGUUGGGCUUUGGUGGUUUUUAGAUGUUCCAGGAGUGUUGCUGUAUAAUAUAAACUCCUAGUGGGAUUUAUAACAUUUCAGUCAUCAUUUUACAAAGAUACAAGGCUGCAUUAGUAUUUAAAGAAGUAGUUGACCCAGAAAUGAAAAUUCUUUGAUUUACUCACCCUUAAACCUGUAUGCUGUUAAGCAGAGCUCAAAAGGGCAAAACAUCGCCAUAAAAUCAGUGCCAUUAAGGAAUUAUUUACUAUGUAUGCUGUACAGUUUAGUUCAAAAGUUUAGGCUGUGUUUAUUUGGAUCAAAAAUACCAAAAAAAAGGAAAUAUUUUGAAAUAUUAUUACAAUUUAAAAUACCUGAUUUCUAUUUUCAUAUAUUUUGAAAUGUAAUUUAUUCCUGUGAUGCAAAGCUGAAUUUUCAGCAUCAUUACUAGGCAUCACAUGAUCCUUCAGAAAUCAUUCUAAUAUGCUGAUUUGGUGCUAAUGAAAGAUUUCUUAGUAUUAUCAAUGUUGGAUACAGUUCAAAACAACAUAUUUAUUUAAAAUAGAAAUCUUUUAUAACAAUGUAAAGGUCUUUACUGUCAGUUGUGAUCAAUUUAAUGUAUCCUUGAUGAAUGAAUGUAUGAAUUUAUUUUUUAAAAAUCGUACAGACCCUAAACUUUUGAAUAGUAGGUGCAGCAGAAGGAAACAUUUACAAUCAAAGUCUUAAAUAUUGACUACUUCAAAGGUGGUUUAAUGGUUUUAUGGUCUUUUUUGGAGCUUAACAGCUUGGUGAUCAUGAACAGCUGCAUCUAGAUCGUUCAAAAGCUCUCUUUUUUUGUCCUAAGGAAAAGAAAACUGCAUACAGGUUUGGAAUGGUAAUUUUAGGGGGGGUUAACUAUUUCGUUAAAUCUUCAAAAUACACUACCAGUCAAAUAUUUUUGGACAGUAGGAUUUUUAAUGUUUUUAAAGAAGUCUUUUCUGCUCACCAAGCGUACAUUCAUUUGAUUCAAAGUACAGGAAAAACAGUAAAAUUUUGAAAUAUUUUUACUAUUUAAAAUAACUGCUUUCUAUUUGAAUAUAUUUUAAAAUGUAAUUGAUUCCUGUGAUUUCAAUGCUGAAUUUUUAGCAUCAUUACUCCAGUCACGUGAUCCUUCAGAAAUCAUUCUAAUAUUCUGAUUUGCUGCUCAAAAAACAUUUAUUAUUAUUAUGUUGAAAACAGCUGAGCUUUUUUUUUUUUUUUUUUUUUUGAUAAAUAGAAAGUUCAGAAGAACAGCAUUUAUCUGAAAUUGAAAUCUUUUGUAACAUAAAUGUCUUUAUCAUCACUUUUGAUCAAUAUGAAAUCCUUGCCAAAGGAAAUUCUGACGUAUACUUUCUUUCACAAGCUUUUGAAUGGUAUAAUCUAUAAUGUUACAAAAGCUUUUUAUUUCGGAUAUACUCAGCCAUUUUAAAUAUUGAUAAUAAUAAUAAAUAUAGCUGCAAGCAGCAAUUACCGAGGUUCAAGCGAUUUAGGUAUUUAAGCACAUAAGGAAAAAGGCAUUACAUGUUGUUUAGCAAGCCUGUAACCACCUAAAUCAAUUAUUUUAAAAGCAUUUUUGUCAAAUCCAGGUGAUUUACUAUAGAAAUAUGAUGUUUUUAUAACAUUUAUGACUAUUAUAGCGCCAGCUGUUUUCCGAUCUCCCUGUAACUUUGCAACUUUGCAAUAACCUGUCGUAUGUGCAGCGGGUUUCGUGAAGUUUGAAGCUUUUGUUUAGGCUUUAUAGGCUUUUGGGUAUAUUUGGACAGGCCCCUUUUCUAAAGGACCCCAUUAUAGCUUUCCAAAGGGUAAAUUUCAGCACGUUUCUUAUAAUUAUUGACCUAGAGAGUCCAGAGAAUUGCACUGUGGUGUUUUUUCCAGACUGAGCAAAAAAUCUAGGACUAGUUUGCCAAAGUAGGUUUUUCACAUCUUCUCAAUCAUUUAAAAAAUGGUUUGAUUGACAGCAGUGAUUCUAAAGGAACAAGGAGGUCUAUCAUACGAUACGAAUAUCAUGUGUAUGUGCGGAAAACAACACAAUGUACAAUCAUUUAAGCCCUCAAAAAAAUGCGAUACCGUCCUCCCAGUGGACAAUUUCUUUCAGAUUUCUCACAGACCAUUGGAGUCAAACAGGCCCACCGAGUUUCGUUCCAAUCGGCCUCUGUUAACCUUGUCUAAUAGGUGCUCAAAAUUCAUUGGCCAAUGGCAGCCAUGUUUCUCUUGAGAUGCGCCAACGUCCCCUUAGACAUUUGUGGCACUUUGGACCAAGACCGUGAACACCAAUUUUCAUGUUGAUAGGACUUUUUUUGAUUAAUUAUUGAUAUUCACUCUCCAGAGAAUCUUUCUGCACUGGUUUGGUCGAAAAACCUAGGACUAGUUAACAAACUUUUGCAAAGAAAAUGUGAAAUACCCCAAAUUUUCUCCAGGCAAACAAUCGAAUCUGAUGCAUGCAUUUUGUCUGGCAUGAGCCAAGGACUCCAAUAACAUAAUACACUUGAGUCUGCGACUAACAGUUUAGGAGUUAUGAGCAAUGUCGUAUUUUCGAUCGCUGUAGCGCCCAUGUCAGGCCAAUUGGGUGUACUACCAUCCCUCCAAGUUUCAAGUCUCUACAACUUAUGGUUUAGGUUGCACGGUCAGAUUUACAUGGAAAUCGCUCAUCCGUGACCAUUCUAAAAAUUACAGGCUUCAACCCCUAGUAAAAAAUGUUUCUUGAGCAGCAAAUCAGCAUAUUAGAAUGAUUUCUGAAGGAUCAUGUGACACUGACGAUUGGAGUAAUGAUGCUGAAAAUUCAGCUUUGAUCACAGCAAGAAAUCAAAUUUUUAAAAUAUAUUAAAAUAGUAAACCGUUAUUUUAAAUAGUAAAAAUAUUUCACAAUAUUACUGCUUUUGCUGUAUUUUGGAUCAAAUAAUUGCAGGCUUGGUGAGCAGAAGAGACUUCUUUAAAAAACAUACUGUUCAAAAACUUUUGACUGGUAGUGUAGUUAAAAGUACUGAUGAUCGCAGAGCCUGUUCCUCCAUGAAAUCAGACCUGCUUCAUCCUCACCAGAGUCAUUCCGUUUCCCCCUCAGUGGCAUGAGGUUUCUCCAGCGGUAUCAUUGUUGAUUUUCACCCUUUUAAAGAAACCAGCAGUAUGCGUGUUUGUCCGUCCGAGUGUGUUCGUUUGUGCACCUGCUGCUGAGCCCAGUUGGCAUUCUGCAGAGACAUCGUGGCAACGAGACUGAGAGAUUGCUGUGGAAUCUUCACCAAAGAUGUCAAUUUCUUUUCCUUAUGAAGCAUUUAAACCAACGGAGACUAUUUUUUAAAAGACAAGAAGGUUAUUGGUGCAAAGAUUGUCCAGCAUUUUACAGUUCUGCCUUGUAUUAUUCCGUUCACUCACUAAUGUAUUUUGUUUUUUUUAACGUGUGUGUUUGAGUUGGAUCAGUCAGGACUGGAUUUGGGACGUGCUCGUCUUUCUCAGUAUUCUGGUACACGCUGGAUGUACUGCUGUAAAUAUAUUGUGACCCUCUCCGAUGCCGUUACAGUAGACUCCUUGCAUAUGUAUGACUAAUUUUUCACUCAAAAAGCAACAUGCAUUUUCCUUUUAACUCGAAAUGCCAGGGCGGCCGUGUCCUUGCAGGCCGCGGUUGGUGCCGUAAUGUACUUCUGACGGACCCGUAUGAGCGUAUGGGGAUCUGCAGUACUGUAAUGAUUAAUGACUGUAGACUUUGACUCCCUUUUGCUCUAAUGGAAACGAUUACGGACUGAAAUUAAUGAGCACAGUCGGUUCUACAUAAAUGUGGCUCAGCAAAAAGUAGCUCUUUCUGCUGGUGACACUUUUCAAGGACAGGAGACUUGUGGGAUUUUUUUCCUCCCAUAAAAAAAAAAAAAAAAAUGAAAAAGAAAUUCUUUCUUUUGCAUCAUCCUAAUUUCGUCUUCACCUUCUCUUCGGCUUCUGUUGCGGGGGGGUUUUGAUGAUGGCGUGAGACGCCAGUUGAUGAUGUCAAGAUUUUUUCCUCUUAAAUUUUGUUCUUUUGGGAAUCUGAGCCGUGUCUUAGCGAAGAGUCCUGACUUUCGUCCUCCUGGUCCUGGUCAGCCCGUUUCUAAACGUCUUGUGAUUUGGUGACUGUACAGUGGAGUCCGGCGGUGGUCCGGCUCGAUCUCGACACGAUCUGGGUCCACCCCGUCUUUUGCCUGUCCUUCGUAAUAUCCACAUGGGUCACCUGCAUGAGCUACUUCACCGAAGCUGCACCCAGCAUGACGACAUAAGGACUUGUAUGUAGAAAAAGGAACAAAAAAAAUAGAUCUAUAUAUACAUAAGAAAAAAAAGAGAGAAAGGAAUAAAAAAGAUCUUAGUUUACCUUUGCA